This is a messenger RNA of Dreissena polymorpha, 920 nucleotides long. RefSeq names its product four-domain proteases inhibitor-like. The record is from RefSeq and is a predicted model, not a curated record. The transcript is spliced from 4 exons. Lineage: Eukaryota; Metazoa; Mollusca; Bivalvia; Myida; Dreissenidae. Gene Ontology annotation, molecular function: protein binding. Bases 311 to 832 code for a protein of 173 amino acids.
CUGGCAUAACAGGCUUAUAUGAAACGCUCUCGAGUCCGUUUCCUUGGUGUCUAUGGGGGAGAGCUAAAGAACGCUGCCACAGUUGGGAUCGAACCCGUGACCUCCCGAUCGCUAAACGGACACCAAAUCCACUACGCCAAGGCGACCUUAUGUCCAUUGUAUGGACGCUGUGCCAUAUGCACCUUCUCAACAAGAUAAAGUUUCAGACAGACGAACAACUUUGAUAGUGCGUAAUGUAAUUUAUUUUAACAACUAAGAUUCAAACAACAGUUUUGAAUACUUUGUCGAAAAGGGGUUUAUUUGUGGAGAUAUGUGGGGGAUUACAUCAUUGAUAUGGGGGAUUACAUCAUUGAUUCUUGUUGGAAUCAUCAAAGUCGGUUCCAAAUGUGUCCACGUCAGCUGCAUUGAUCCUAGUCUGGGAGUAGCUGAUAAUGAGUAUUGCAUGUACAUACUACAACUGACCUGUAUAUCGGACGUUAACGCCUGUGACAGCGACGGGGUCACGUACGCCACGAGAUGCCAUUUCGCGAAGGCCUAUUGCGCGAAUGCUAAAGUAACAUUCGUUCGCGAUGGAACAUGUUUAAGCACGCCAUCGCCUACUACAACAACAACAACGACAACAACACCCUCGCCCCCCACCCAGUCCUCAAGCGACGUUCUGAAAGAGGUGUUCUGUAACAACCAGCAGGCCAUUAACUGCCAGACAGGAUUUAAUGUUGUUUGUGGAUCGGAUGGAAACCUCUACCCGAACCCAUGCGAAUUCAGCAAAGCCGUGUGCAACUUGUCUGGACUUACGCGAAUGCCUGAUACGAGCACAUGUUACCCGUUAUAAAUGAGAUAUCCUGACCGAACAUCAGAAACAUUCGUUAUUUUUUGUUACGAGGUUGUUGCGUGUGCAAUAAACUAUGUUACUUGUAUAA